CCGCCAUUAUCGUCAACCUCCGAAGCUCUUCCGAACUACCAGAUAUCAGAAAUGGAGAAUAAAGAUAAGAUCAAAAUCGCAUUUACAAUCUCUUGUCUGGCUGUGGUUUCUAUCGUACUUGCGAACAAAAUUCGUAAACAUAGAAAACGAAAACAGAACAUAAGCUCUUGUUACUUGAAAUCAGAAGCAAAACCGCAACAAAAUUUUAAGCGUGUUCUGGCCAGCAAUUCCUACGCUCCGUUCAAGCACCUCAAGCUCGACGACAGUUCUUCGGAUUUGCAUCCUUAUGAGUCGGAGAUCAAAGCUUUGUUGGAGAAACCCCAGCUAGAAUUUGAAUUCUGUAAUGCGAUUAUGGAUAUGGACAUGAGUGAUACGUAUGUAUGGGUUGAUGAUGAAUCAAAGUUAGAAGAACUUGUUGAAGUUUUGAGUAAAGAAAGAGUAUUUGCUGUGGAUACUGAACAACAUAGCUUACGGUCUUUCUUAGGGUUUACAGCUCUUAUCCAGAUCUCUACAAGAAAGGAAGAUUAUUUGGUGGACACCAUAGCUCUUCAUGACAUCAUGGGAAUACUUUGCCCUGUAUUUGCCAAUCCCAAUAUAUGCAAGGUGUUCCAUGGUGCUGAUAACGAUAUUAUAUGGCUACAGAGGGAUUUUCAUAUUUAUGUUGUAAACUUAUUUGACACUGCAAAGGCUUGUGAUGUGUUAUCUAAACCACAGAGAUCGUUGGCCUACUUACUGGAAACAUAUUGCGGUGUGACCACUAACAAACUCUAUCAGCGUGAAGAUUGGCGACAACGUCCGCUGCCAACAGAUAUGGUUGAAUAUGCUCGUAUGGAUGCACACUAUUUACUCUAUAUUGCAGAUUGUCUUGUUGCUGAGCUGAAACGCCAGAAAAAUGAAAAUUCAGCCGGUCUUGAAGACAAAUUCUAUUUUGUUUUUGAGGCCAACCGGCGUUCCAAUGCCUUGUGUCUGCAACUUUACACCAAAGAACUAGAAGCUUCCCCAGGGCAGUCUGCUGCAUCUUCAAUUAUUUCCCGUCACUUGAAUGAUCAUGGAAGUCCUACAAAUAACAGUCAGUUUCAAGAUCUUGUUAGACGUCUAUGCUCUUGGAGGGAUUUGAUGGCCCGUAUGCAUGAUGAGAGCCUUAAAUAUGUAUUGUCCGAUAAUGCUGUUGUAGCUCUUGCUGAAAAAGUUCCAUCAACUGCAACAGAUAUUUGCACUACAAUAUCACAAGCUGAUAUAGAGAUGGACUCUGUCAGUUCUAACUCUUCCCCUCGGUUUCCAUCCUCUGUUGUCUUAAGUCAUUUGGAUGACUUUCCUUACCUCCUUCAAGAUGAGAUAAACAAUCUUGAUGAUAUAUUUCAACUAGUCCUUAAGAAGCACCUUGGUCCAAAUGGUUCUUGUCCUUUUUCUCUUUAUAAUUAUGGCCUAUUGUCUAAAAGUAACACCAAAGCGUCAAAGAGAUUAGUUUCAAAGAAAAAUGGGUAUAACUUUACAAAAAAAGUUACUCGGAAGGCUUCUCGAGAGCUUUUUGUCCAGAAGUUUUCCUGCAAAUCUCCAGUCUAUCACAACUGCAGGAUAUACGCCAACGAUGGACGACUGUUAUGUUACUGUGAUCGAAGAAAGCUAGAAUGGUAUUUGCAGCGAGAUCUGGCAAAACUCGUUGAUGAAGACCCACCAGCCAUUAUGCUUCUCUUUGAACCCAAAGGUCGCCCAGAAGAUGAAGGAAAUGAUUUUUAUAUUCAAAGUAAGAAAAACAUAUGUGUAGGCUGUGGUGAAGGAAAUCAUUAUUUACGCUACCGCAUCAUCCCAUCAUGCUAUAGAAUACACUUCCCUGAACAUUUGAAAAGCCAUCGAUCUCAUGAUAUUGUUCUAGUUUGUGUGGAUUGUCAUGAAAAAGCACAUUCUGCUGCUGAGAAGUACAAGAAGAAAGUAGCAUCAGAAUUUGGGAUACCACUAUUCGUACACAAAGUGGUUAAUUCUAAUGAAGAACAUGAUGUCUCUGGAUCUUCCACAUCUCUUAUGAAACUUGGUGAUGGAGGUGUGUCUCCUUUAGAGUUGCGAACCGCAGCAAUGGCUCUCUUACGGCAUGGACCAAGGAUGCCACCUGGGCGCCGUGAGGAACUGAAAGAGGUUGUCAAGAAGUAUUAUGGAGGAAGAGAUAUAUCCGAGGAAGACUUAGAAAAUGCUUUACUGGUCGGAAUGAGUCCUCAUGAGAAAAGACGAAUGAGGAAAAAGAGAGGUUUGUCUCUUAAUAGUUCUUCAAGGAACUUUGUCUCAGACAAGGAAGUGGAGAGCAGUAAUGGUGGUGUGCAACUUUCUUCCUCCAAUAAGGCACUGAAUAUUGAUAUCGAAGAUGGAUCAGAUGCAUCUAAAGAAGAGCCAAACCUGGUUGCAACAGAUAACAUUAGCGACACCCCUUCUUUAUAUUCAGCAUUUAGCAAAAAUGAAAUAUACGAGCCUAAAAAUGCUUCUAUUUUGGAUUUGAAUGUUGAUUCUGAAAUUACAGAUCCAUCUGUCAAACAAAAUGGCUCCAUUCACCCGAGUUCUGAUAGUGCCAUCUUCGCUACAUGCAGUUCAAAGCUAUCAUUAUUAGGUCAUGGACCACAUGGAAAGCAAGUUGUUGAUUUCCUGAUGAAGGAACAUGGGGAUGAUGGGGUUCGCGAAUUUUGUCAAAGGUGGAGACAAGUAUUUGUUGAAGCCAUUCAUCCUCGUUUUUUACCUGCAGGCUGGGAUGUGACGCACAGGAUAUGACUGGACGAUUUUUUGCCAGUGGUAGAAGAGAGUUUGGGGAGUUCAGCGUGUAUAAUCCUGCAAAUAAGGCCCCAACACCUGCUACUGCUGCUAAGGAUUAAGGAGAUCAUCCGAAGAAGGUGAUGUUGUAGUUUCGUUCGUGUAUGUUUCCGGUUUGUUAUUGAUUCAGAAAACAUAGGGGCGUCUUUCGUUGUUUGUUUGUAUCGUUGCAUCAUUUAAUAGGUAAAUAACAAGAAUCACACUAGACGUUUUAGGUCUGACUCUUUUUUAGUAACAAUUUUUCUCUUUAGUGAAAUCAAGUACAUUGAGAUCCU
Molecule: messenger RNA, 3065 nt
Organism: Cynara cardunculus var. scolymus (artichoke)
Lineage: Eukaryota; Viridiplantae; Streptophyta; Magnoliopsida; Asterales; Asteraceae
Product: protein RRP6-like 3
Exons: 12
Coding region: 52-2751 (899 amino acids)
Biological process (GO): histone mRNA catabolic process; nuclear polyadenylation-dependent antisense transcript catabolic process; poly(A)-dependent snoRNA 3'-end processing
Cellular component (GO): nuclear exosome (RNase complex); nucleolus
Molecular function (GO): nucleic acid binding; 3'-5'-RNA exonuclease activity; nucleotide binding
Source: RefSeq, a predicted model, not a curated record